Cucurbita pepo subsp. pepo (vegetable marrow) is the source of this 480-nucleotide messenger RNA. RefSeq names its product ethylene-responsive transcription factor RAP2-1. The record is from RefSeq and is a predicted model, not a curated record. NCBI's taxonomy places the organism in Eukaryota, Viridiplantae, Streptophyta, Magnoliopsida, Cucurbitales, Cucurbitaceae.
ACAUCUUUAUAAAGGGUCUUUUAUUCUCAUCCCCAACCAAUGUGGGAUAUCACAGUUGUACUAUGAAUGAAGCGGGAGACUCCAUGAGCGCUACCAGAGCCUACGACACGGUGGUGUUUUACCUGAGAGGACCAUCCGCCCGCCGUAACUUCCCGGACCUGAUCUUACAGGACAUGAAUCACCAGCUGCUCGAUCUUUCCCUUUCUUCAAUACGCAGAAGAGCUAUUGAGGUCGGUGCUAGAGUCGACGCCGCUGCCCACCAUGCUGCUCAACGCCAAUCCAAACCCAUUUCCGACAAGCCUGAUUUGAACCAGUUUCUGGACCCGGAAAGCUCCGACGAAGCUUGAUCGACUAUCACUGUUUCCUUGAUAGCUUCGAACCAGGGGAGACGGUAAAGCAAGCUCGUUGGUUGAUGGAUCCGACUACUAAUCUAACUCUUGUUCUGCAUUAGUUUUUAACUUUUUGGAUUAAUUUUUGUUC